CUUCGCAAAAUCCCAACUGUCCCUCCACCACGAUCUACCCUGAAGGCCUGCAAGGACCCCGUGAAGGUCAUAUACAAUGACCAACUAAAAGAGCUUGAUCCGACCGGUGCGCGGACUCGACUGUUCUCGAAACAGAACGCCGAACGCGUACAGCCCGGCGAUAUAUUACUUGUCCGCACCAAAGAUGGCGACGACUUUUCUGGAGUGUGUUUGGUCGUCAGACAAAGAAACAGCCCCAUAGAUACAGCAAUACUGUUACGCAAUCACCUGACCAAGAUAGGUGUGGAGAUGUGGUUUAAGGUGUACAGUCCGAAUGUCGAGGGAAUUGAGAUUGUGCAGAGGAAGGAGAAGAGGGCGAGGAGGGCGAAGUUGUACUACAUGCGACAGCCUCGACAUGACAUGGGAAGUGUUGAGAAUAUCGUGAGAGCAUAUCAGAGGGCAAAAGGC
Molecule: messenger RNA, 447 nt
Organism: Pseudocercospora fijiensis CIRAD86
Lineage: Eukaryota; Fungi; Ascomycota; Dothideomycetes; Mycosphaerellales; Mycosphaerellaceae
Exons: 1
Biological process (GO): translation
Cellular component (GO): mitochondrial large ribosomal subunit; ribosome
Molecular function (GO): structural constituent of ribosome
Source: RefSeq, a predicted model, not a curated record